AUGCACGGAGAACAAGGUGACGCAGAUUUUACGGAUGCACAUUUUUGGCUAGAAAAUGAAUGGCCUUCACUCAUCUCCGAAUUUUCACCCUCUAAUGUGUAUAAUGCUGAUGAGACUGGCCUGUACUUUAGAGCACUACCUGAGCAUACUUAUGUUCUUCAAAAUGACAAAGCAAAGGGAACAAAAUCUUGUAAAGAACGAAUAACGAUCUUGUGUUUUGCCAGUAUGACGGGAGAAAAAAAGAAACUGAUUGUUGUCGGGAAGAGUAAGCAACCUUGUUGUUUCAAAGGAGUUAAAGCUUUACCUGUUGAUUAUACAGCGAAUAAAAAUGCAUGGAUGACUCAAGAAAUCUUUAGCCAGUGGUUGAUCAAAUGGGAUAAUGAACUAGACAGAAAAAUUGUACUUUUAGUAGACAACUGCACAGCUCACAAUGUAAGUUUAAACUUGAAAAAUAUAAAACUGACAUUUUUACCGGCUAAUACCACAUCACUUAUUCAGCCUUGUGAUCAAGGAAUUAUUCGUACACUUAAAGCUUACUAUAGAUUAAAAAUGAGAAAAAGGGCUAAUAUUAAUGACCUUUCCAAGAAAAUCAACAUUCUCGAGGCCUUACACUUUGUCAACGAAGCGUGGAAUAAUAUUAGUGAUGUGACUAUUCGAAAUUGUUUUCGUCACGGAGGCUUCAUCAAAACUGAGGAAGAGGAAGAAGAAGAAGAUGACCCUGGUAAAGACCUCGCUGACAAAACAUAUGAGGAUUGGAUGGAUAUAGAUCGUGAUCUCCAAACUUCUGAAGAGGUAUUCUGA
Molecule: messenger RNA, 801 nt
Organism: Metopolophium dirhodum (rose-grain aphid)
Lineage: Eukaryota; Metazoa; Arthropoda; Insecta; Hemiptera; Aphididae
Product: tigger transposable element-derived protein 6-like
Exons: 2
Coding region: 1-801 (266 amino acids)
Cellular component (GO): nucleus
Molecular function (GO): DNA binding
Source: RefSeq, a predicted model, not a curated record